This is a messenger RNA of Bombus pyrosoma, 10700 nucleotides long. RefSeq names its product rootletin (gene Root). The record is from RefSeq and is a predicted model, not a curated record. The coding region runs from base 4809 to 10628 and encodes 1939 amino acids. NCBI's taxonomy places the organism in Eukaryota, Metazoa, Arthropoda, Insecta, Hymenoptera, Apidae. The transcript has 26 exons.
AAUGCGAGCAAGAAAUAAGACAAGUAAAAAAGGUAGCAAAGGAGAGAAAAAAAGGUCGAAAGAAGAUAUCUAAUUAAUUUGCACACGAUUAAUCACGUAUAGUGAAGUCAUAUUUUUUAAGUCUCGCAAUCGCUUCUCCAUAUUGCGUGAAUCGUAUCACUUAACACGUGAACCGGACGAACGAUGAACAUUGACCGUGGUAAUUUCCCCGGGCUCUGUAAGACGUUCGCUUCGUCACGUCUCGCUGUCCUUAUUAGUUAACGAGUUCUCGAUACAGCAGUUAUUAAUUUUACGCGACGUCGUGUUAUAAAUAUAACGUGCUUGUUUCUUCAAUGAUCUGUAACGAAGCCAUGAUAGGCCAAUAAAAGAAAGCGCAAUCUUCGAUCUUUGGAAUGAUGAAACCGUCCGAACAAUAAAAUCUUCAUUGGAGAUAUUCAAGCGCCUUUGAUAGCCGAGUCCAAAUAUGAAUUUGCGUAUGAAAUCUAAUAUCUAACUGUACAUUGGCCGUUGUUAAGAUUAACAAACGAUUUAAUAUCAUUUUUAUUUCUCUCUUUAAGCUGUAGCCGUAGAUCACCGUUUUAUUAUCUUAGCGUUUGUAUUUAUAACGUAACCAUGUUGACUUUUCAAUGAUUUUGUUAAAUUCCACUCUAUGGAUACAGCGAUUAAGUAAUAUAUAAUUGCAUUAUUCUUGGAUAAUCAUCAAGGCAUCAUCUACGCACGUGAUGCGUAAGUGUAAUUGGAUAAUCAGAACUAUUAAGGUCAUACAAGUUCUAGAUUGCGGUUAUAAGGAAUCAUUUAAUUAAGUUAUCAAUUGGUUCAUUUAUUUAUUUUAACAUAUUUAUAGCGUUUCCAUAAUAAAACUUUGUAUCAAGCAAAAUGUGUUGGUAAAUUUCUAUCAAGGCGUCUAGAUUAAGACCCGGAUAUUGGACUAUCAGAAUUAUAAUCAACCAACUCAGUGUUUUGAUUCUGGCUAAUCAAGUCAAUUAAAAAAAGUUUCGCGCUCCAUCUACCCACGAAGUUUCGACAGCAUCGGUGUAAUGAGCUAUAAAUCGAUUCGGUAUUCAAAGAAUGUAAUCAAAGUUAAUUUUCGCAUGGUCAAGGGCGAACAUAGGCGUCCCUUUGUGAAACUAUGUGACCGUGAAUUCUCCUGUAAUGAGCCCGGAUUCUCUCACGCUAUGCCCAUUCGAUGCACUUAUCGGUAACGACAUGCUUUGAUAUCAUUCGAAGAAAUUUUUAGCUGCGCUAAUACUCCGUAAUAUUUUUUACAUGUAGUUAUUGAUUUUUUGAUAAUAUAUAUAUAAUCAUAUUUUAAUCGAUCAAAUUUAUUUCUUAAAGUAUGAUAAAGUGUCAAAAUUAUUCACGUAUAAUAUUAGCUACGAAUUCAAGAUGCAUAUUCCCCUUCUUUCUUCUUCGAAGUUGCAUCGUAAACGAAAAUACAAUUGCCGAUCAAUGUUUCUUGUGAAAACCACACGACCAGUUAAUAAUUCAUUGUUUGACAGAGAAGAAAAGACAACGGGGUAGAAAUUUCUGGAAAAGAAUGAAUCGAAUGGUUCGAAGCGUGCACCAGCAAUCAGUCGAUAAAGUUGAAAAAAGCUUUCCUAUCUCUUCAAUUACCUUCCCGACCGAAAUGUCUUUCCGACAAUUCACUUUUUCUUUCGCUGUUUGAUAUUCGCCAUUAUCUCAUUAUAGAUGCCAAGUACGAGUGAAAACAAUGUUGAAGAUAAUUCAAAAUCGUAAAAACUUCUCGACUUCGUUUAGCAUAUGCAAUAUCGAAAGAAAAAGUCGAUGAAGAGGAAAGGGAGAAAGACGAAGAAGGAAAGCGGUAAAACUAUCCCAUCAUAGAAGAGCAGCGGAAGGCUAUACACAUAAUAUCUGAGCGCGGUUAUCACCGGCGGGAUAAUGUGAGAAAAAGGAGAAAUAUGAUGGAAGAGGUGAAAUCUCGAUGACCCACGGAACCGCCGUCUGUAAAAACUUGUUCAGAUAUGCAAACGUGCAGUUUAAUCCGGUUUACUCGCUUCCUUCGUCUCUUUGACACGGUUCAAACUCCACGAUCACACACAGAUUACUGAUUUGACAAUUUAUCGCGAUCGCUUGAAUUUAUGCGCCAGCGUGUAAUUCCUGUGGAGGAUUAUUUUAACAACAAUGAUACAAUUUCAUUGUAUAGACAGGUACAAAUAUGUGGAAUGGUGAUAAGGGCUAUACCUCUGACUCGUAUCUGCUUAGCACCAAAGCUAAACUAUUCUUCAUUAUCAUUUAUUAUUAUCAUUUUUCUAAACAGCCCUUCUUCGAUAAAACUUUUAAUAGAUUCUAGAUACGUAAUAAGAAUUAAAGUAAUUAAAUCGUAAGAACUUUUUAAAUCCAAUUGGACGCUCUCUUUCUAUGAAUCAAAUUAUUUGAUUGUAUCAUUUAUAAACGCUAUUACUGUUAUUUCGCUUGUUGUACUUUGUUCUACCAUUAGCCUAUUUAUGUAUUUUUCUGCUUUCUUGUAAUUCAUACUUUAAUUGUAUACUGUAAUUGUUAUCUUUGCUAUUGACUAGUUUGUAUUAUUAUAAAUUCAUUGUAAUUUUCUUACUUUUAUAUGAUCAUCAUUAUUGUUACUAUUUUGUUCUUGUACUUUAUUCUGCUAUUAGUUAUUUUCGUGUAUCUCUUCUGCUUUUUAUUAAUCUCAUUAUAACAACUGUAUCAGUGGAAUCUUCAGGUUAAUCUUAAAUAAAUAAAUUAAAUUAAACUAAAUUAAAUAAACCACUAUGUAGGCGUAUUUAAGUUUGAUAACUGAAAACUUCGGUACCGAGGCGAACCAACAGAAAAAUUGGAAUUUAUUUAAAAUAAGUCGGUUAAAUAAACUUCGGUAAAUCUCGUCGCCCUAUGUUUCCUGAUAUCGUGCAAUUGCCACGAGUAAUUGUCCCGAGUUUCAAACUGGAUACCGCUUUGAGUCAGGACACGUGAUCAAACGAGAGUUGUAAAUUAUCGGGUUUCAAAAACUUUUAAGCUCAUUGUUCACCGCGCGAACACGAGCUAAUUGUUAUUACUAUCGACGCGGAACAUCGAAUGUACCCGACGUGGUUUAUCUUGUGAUUAUUAGUACAGCUGCGAGAUUCUCAGGAGGGGUUGCUCAAACCAUGGCUUCCCAUGCUGCAUGCAACUCGUACGUUGAACCUCUCCGGCUGAUUUGCGCACAGAAUUGAUCAUGCUAAACCACCAGUGGUUUCUUGUUUUUUGCCUAAUUAUAAGAUGCUAUUUUGGGAAAAUGAACACUAGCUGUAUGUUGAGUUAAAUUAAAACGCACUAAGUUGCGAAACAUUUACAAAGACCUACAAAGUUUCGUGAGAAUGAAACGAUAUUACUAUAAAGUAUUUUGCCAGUUACGAUAAAAAAUACUGGUUUAACUCAAAGUGAUUUUUCUACCCUUAAAGAUAUGUUUUAGCUUUCGAUCAAUUUCGAUCAAUCGCCGAAUUUCUGAUUUUAUACCUUGAUCGGCCAAAAUGCUCCAUCGAUAGAAAAUCGUGUAUACGAAGUCGUAGAAAAGUUAGAACAGCGUAUUCGGAGGGUGAUAUCCUCGCGAGAAGCCAGUUUGGCCAUAUACAUAUCGAUUGGUGCCAUUCGGUGCCUGGCAGAGGGUCGUGCUUCUUCUACUUCCAUUCUCGCAGAUACCGGAUACGACAAAGCUCUAACAAAAGAAGAAAAUCGAGAAGUAUGACUAUGAGCGAUUUCUCUACCGAUUCAUGGAGCAAUUAAGAGGCUCGCAAUUCUUUGGAAUUUUUAAACCUUUCCCAGAUUAUAACUCUUGUCUUUCGUGCAAACUGAGCCAAUUUUAAUGAAAUCAUAAAAAAGGAGGAAGAAAAUUCCGUAGUAAAUAUGUUUGUCUUCAUUUCGAUAACAAUAUUUUUUAAAUAGCCUUGUUUAUUGCUUCUAUAAGAAGAUUAAACUGAUCUAGUAUAACAGUAAUUACAUUGACAUAGGUACUAUACAAUCAGAUAUUAUGAAGAUCAUCUUCUCAUCGUUUAUUCUUUUAUUUUUCGAAGAUAAUGCAUAGAAAUUGCUUUACUUUAUUUUACUAAUAUACACUAAUGCGUUAUGCAGUAUGAUGAAUAUAUAAGUUUUGCAAACAUUUAUCGUGAAAAAUUAGGAAUAGAAACUAGGAGUAGCUCUAGGAGUAGAAUUAGGAAUUAGUAGGAGGAUUAAUGAUGAGAUUAUUGCAAAUGUAAAAAUAUUGUUCUAGCCAUUGUCUAAAGGAAUUUCACAAUUAUCAACGAGGGGACAGAUGGAGAGGCGGCGACCACCGUUUCUCAGAGGCCCUAAUAAAACGAAAGAGGUAUAAUUCUUGGUUAUGUUAUUAAAUCUCUGGAUUUAAAAAUAAAUAUAUUACGACAAAACAUAUUUGUGUAGCUUUUAUUUCUUAAACGAAUAUUUAAGAAGUAUUCUAUAGUUAAUAAUUAAAUACAAAGGACAUUAGAUUUGUUUCAAAAGUUUUCUAUUGAUUACUUAACAUUUAUUUAUUCUUUAACUAUCUUAUAUCUAAUUUAAUUAUACAGUAAUUUUUAAUUUUAUUGUAUGUGGUAAUCGUGCUAUAAGCAUAAGCAAUUCAAAUAAACAGAGGGACAAACAUCGCAUGCACCCAGUAUUCUAUAAUUCUAUACCUAGGUCCUCUUACAAAUGUAUGAACGUGCUUCACUUACUAAGCAACAGUAAACAGUAAACAGAAACCUAACCCCAAUUAAAUGAUGAUGAAUGCAUUUUAUAGUUUAUUAAAAAUUCAUGCAAUAUUUUAAUGAUAAAAAUAGGAAAACAAAACUGAAUAUAUAAUAUGUAUGGUAGAAAAAAACACAGGUGGUAAAAUGGAUUCCGCAGGUAGCACAAUAAGUGGUGCUGGAGAUCGUUUAAGUGAAGAAGAUCUUUCACCAGAUGCAUUAGUUAGACAGAAUUAUGAAUUACGACAUCGUCUUGAAGAAGAAGCAGCUCAUUACAAAAGACGUCUAGAUACAUACAGACAAGCACAACAACAUCAGGCUGCUCUUGUUUCCCGCUUACAAGCCAAAGUAUUGCAAUACAAACAAAAAUGUUCUGAAUUAGAAAGUCAAAUGGCAGAAUCUGCUGUAUAUGAUUCUAAUAAGGCUGCAAGUUCUGCAUCUCCAACAACUUCUGUUUUAGAUGCAGCUUAUCAAACGCUAAGGGAAAUACGUGAGGAACAGGUUCAUGAUUUAGACACUGCUUUAAAAAAACUGGCGGAAGAACGUAAAAGAUGUGAAAAACUGUUGCAAUUAAAUACAACUUUGAAAGAUCAGUUAGAAGAAUCUCAUCAAACAAAUGAAGCACUCACAAAUGAUUUACAGAAAUUAAGUAAUGAUUGGGAUAUUUUAAGAGAAGAAUUGGCUAUCAAGGAAGAGGAAUGGAGAGAAGAAGAACAAGCUUUUAAUGAAUAUUAUACUUCAGAACAUAAUAGAUUAUUAAAUCUUUGGCGUGAUGUUGUUUCUGUAAAACGAUUAUUUGCAGAGAUAAAGUCUAGUACGGAAAGAGACUUAUUAAAAAUGAAGAAUAGCGUUAUUUCUACGUUUAACGAUGUCUCGUCGGCUUGUAAUAAUACAGGAUUCGCUAUAAGAAUGCAAGCAGCUAUGCAACCAAUGGUAUCUCAGCAAGUUCAACAAGCACAGGAACAGGCAACAACUGACUUGAAAACAGAAUUAACAACACUCAAACAACAAUAUGAUGUAGCUCAGAAUGAAAUUCAUAUAAAAGAGGAAAAGAUCAAUCAACUUAUUCGUGAUGUUCAUAGUUUGGAAGAAAGAUGUGGGGAGGCCGAAGCAGAAGUACAUCGUAAUUCACGUUUACAAGAUGAUAUAGAAAUUUUACAAUCUGCAUUGAGGGACAUAGCACAUGCUGUAAUCCAAGAUGCAGAAACUCGCGAAAUUGAAUCUACUCAAGCACCUCCUCAUCUUCAUUUGUCACCUACUGGACCAAUCCCCCAAAAAUCACCAAAAAGAGGUACAAGAAGCAACACCAUUCCAGCCUUUGCUGAAAGUACUAUCAGUGCUGUACAAGCAGCUCUACAUAAAUAUCAGUUGACUAUACACGAGCUUCAGGUAAAAUUGCAAACCAAUAAAGAACAGUUACAAUCUUCUCGAAAACAAUUCGAAAACGCAGAAGAGAAUGUUAAAACUUUAGAGAAGAGAGCAGAAGAACUAAUUAUUGAAUUAGAUACAAUUCGGUCACACUGCUCACAACUUAAUCAAGAAAAAGACAUGUUACAAAAAGGACUUGAUACUGUAAGGAUAGAAAAAAAUGCACUUGACAAAAGCAGGGUAGAAAUUAACAGCAUGAUGGAAAAUUUAAAUAGCGAUUGCGAAAAAUUACAAAAAGCUAACAACAAAUUACAAAAGCUUUGUGAUAACUUAGAAGAUGAAAAACUGUAUCUUCAAAGUGAGCUCAGUAGACUAUCUAAAGAUGUAGAAUUAAGAGAACUAAAUCUACGUUCAGAGGAAGACAGAUGCAGUAAAAUGAGAGAGGAACUGCUAACUUUACGGGAAGAAUUGAGUAAAGCAUAUCUCGCAAAAGAUAUGUUAGAACAACAAAAAUUAGAAACAGAUGGAUUAAUUUCACAAAUUGAAAAAAGCAAAGGUGAUUUGGAACUAGAAUUGGAACGUGUACUAUUAGAAAAAUCAGACUUACAAGAAGUUUUAAUAAAAUUAGAAACAGUCUGCAGCAAUCAUGGACAAGAGAAACAACGAUUACAAGAAGAAUUAAAAAAGAUAACAGAAGAAAAAAACAAAUUAGCAAGUCAAUGCACUGAUCAGCAAAGUGAUCUGGGUUCCUUAAGAAAAGAAUUACUUCAAGCAGAACAAACCAGGCUCGAUUUAGAGUCAGAGAAAGCAACUUCGAAUGAAAAAGUAAAAUUUUUAGAGAUUGAGAAGGAGAAGAUUGAAAUAGAAGUAGCACAUGUUACCCGUGAGCGUGGAGAUUUAAGUAAUCAGUUGUCAGUUUUGGCACGAAAGAAAGAAACAUUAAAUGAAGAAUUAAUGAGAGUCAGACAAAGAUUAGAACAAGCAAACGAAAUGAAUGGAAGAAUAAAUCGAAAUUUAGAAGAUCUCGUAAAAGACAAUGAAGAGAAACAGGUACUCUUAGAAACCAAUGAAAAAGAAGUACAACGACUACAGGAGCAACUUGCAUCAAUGCGCAGUGAAAAGGAAACGUUGGAAGGUGUCUUAUUUGAUACACAAACUAAUUUAGAAAAUAUGCAUGUAAAGAAGACACAAUUAGAAAAGGAACAAAAAGAGUUGUUAAUAAAACAUGAAAGCUUAAAAGGACAAGUAGAACGAUUAAUGAAGGAACUUGAGAGUAGUGAGAAACGAACACAUGAAAUAAAGCAAACUCUAACGCAACAAAGCGGCGACCAAGAAGCUGAAUUUCAACAAAUUAUCUCCAACGUGAAAAAACAUAGUGAAGAUAAUAUAAAAAAACUAAAUGAAGAAAAAGAACAAAUAAAAAUAAACUUAGAGAAACGACUUCAACAAUCCUUGUUGCAACUUACUGGAGAGAAAGAUAAUGAGAUAAAUCAAUUGCAGCAAAGGAUAGAUGAAAUGCAACAGCACAUAGAAAAUUUGUGUCAACAACAUGAGGAAGUUCUUCUUAGAGCAGAAAAUGAUAAACAACAAGCUCUUCUUAUAGCUCAUCAUGAUCAGCAAGCAUUAAUGGAGAAAUUGGAGACUGUUUUACGUGAAAUGGAAGAAGAGAAGAACAAUGUAGAACGAAUGAAACGGGAAGCAGCAGCGCGUGCCGAACAGGAACGUAAUAAUACAAAUCAACUGCGCGAUGAAUUGAGCCGUUUUAAAACAAAAUUAGAUGAGACUAAACUAAAAGCUGAUGAAGAAAAGAUAAAACUUGAAUUAAAAAUUGAAGAACUCUGGAAAGAACGAGGAUCAGCGCAAAGAGAAUCUGAAGAGUUGCAAGUUCAAUUACACAUGACGGAAGAUAAAGUUGAUAGUUUGCAAAAUCAAUUGCACGAAACUAUUAGAAAGCUCAAAGAUGCCGAAAAUCUUAACGAAACAUUGCGUAAAGAGUUAGUGGAUAUUAGGAGGCAAUUAGCCGAUUGUACGUAUGAGAAAGAAAAAUAUAACAGUAGCAAUAAAGAAUUACGCGAACAUGUGAAACGUAUCGAAAGCGAAAAAAGAGAACAAAGUAGAACGUUAGAAGAAUCGUACCAAAAAAUUUCAGCAUUGGAGGAUAUGAAAUUGAAUAUAGAUGCAGAGAGAUCUCGUCUUCAAGCUCAACUUCGUGAUAUGGAGAAAGAAAUAUUACAAUUACAGAAACAGCUUCAUUUUACUCAAGAUGAGUUACAGAAAUCUCAUCAGAAUAACACGCAAGUACAAAAUGAUGAAAAAGAAUUGCAAGCACGAUUAACUAACGAAACAGAAGAAAGAGAACGUUUGCAGCUGCAAUUACAUCAAGUCAAGAAACAGCUAAUGGAUGUUGAUAAUAGCUUGAAAGUAACAAGACAAGAGCUCGGAAGGUUGCGUUCACGUGCAGAUGAAGAAAAUGAACGGUGGAGAGUUAGAGAACAAGAACUAGUAGUUCGCCUCGAGGAUAGUCGAUGUCGUGAAAGAAAACUCGAGGACCAAAAGCAUAACUUGGAAGUUUGUCUAGCUGAUGCUUCCCAACAGAUUCAAGAACUCAAAGCACGUCUUGGGGGCUCUGAAGGACGAGUUCGAGCACUAGAUACCCAAUUAUCACAACUGGAAAUGGCAAAGAAAGAUGUUGAACAAAAAUUAAGUAGCGUGGCUUCGACAUUGCGUCGGAUUGCAGGUAUUCAAUUGGAUGGAAGUGUUAACAUACCCUUUAAAUUAAUGAGUCCAUCAAGAAGGUGGAGCCCAGCAAGAGCUCAAGAUCACAUUGAUUCUACUAGAGAUGUGAUACUUGAUGUUGAUCCUGAAACUGUUAGAAAAGGUGUACGAUCUCUCAUGCAACAAGUAGCUCAAAUCGAACGUGAAAGGGAUGAUUAUAAAACGGAAUUGUGUAACUUGAAAAAACAAUUGGUAGAAACUCAAGAGAUUCAGAAUAGAUCAGAUAUGCAAAUAAACACUUUAUUAACGAAUAUAAGAAUACUCCAGGAUGAAAAGAAUUCAUUAGAAGUAAAAUUUUCUCAAAAACAGAGUGGCUAUGAAAUGCAGUUAAAUGCCUUGCAACUAAAAACAGAAGAAUGCGAGCAAUUGCGUGAAAAGGUAGCCAAUCUUGAAAUGAUGAUUAGUAAUAAUUCUGAAGAAAAAACACAAUCCGAAGAAAAAAUAGAUAAACUGAAACAAACUUUGGGCAAAGUAGAAAAUGAAAAACGUAAUCUACAAGAGGAACUUAACAGAAGCGAGUCCCGUGCUACAAAAUUAGAAUUGCAAAGAAUGUCAUUAGAAGGUGAUCUUCAAAGAUUGCAAAUGAUGUUUCAGGAAAAAGAUGCAAACAUUCAUAAAUUACAAGAACGAAAUGAUACGCAAAACCGAACAAUAACGAGUUUAGAAGAACGUUGUACUUCGUUGAAAUCUACCGUAGAACAAUUAAAUCUUACAUUAGAAAAAGCAUCCAAUGCAGAAAGCGAAUUAAAGAAUGAAAUUAAUUCAUUGCAUCACAAUAUUAUGGAAUUAACAACUACCCUACAGGCUUCUAAUGAGAAGAAUAAACAGUUACAAAAACAACUUUCAAAUACUGAGAAUGAACGCAGAAUUUUAUCUGAACGCAUAGAAUUUUUGCAACAAUCUUUGAACGAUUUGAAGCAUACAAAUCAAACAUUAACGGAUCAAAUUACUCGUCUACAAAAUGAAUUAGCGAAUAAUGAAGUACAACGUUGUGCCUUAGAAUCUCAAUUGAGAAUAAUUGCUUAUCCGCAGGAAGAAAGUACAAACAAAGACGAAGAAUUGUUACGACAGUUACAAAUAGCGCAAAGAGAGAGAAGUGAAAUGAGAGGAAAAAUGGAAGCUCUUAAUGAUAAAAUGAAAUUAUUGGAAGCUGAUAAACGUAAUUUGGAGCGGCAAUUAUCAUUAUUUAAAUCGACUAGUCGUGGCAAAAGCUAUGAACGUUCUGAAAAAGCAAACGUGGAAUUACUUGGCACGAGUUUCGAUAUAGAUCAUUAUGAGCAAGAAAACAGAGAAUUAAGAUUGAAAGUCCGUAGAUUAGAAACACAACUUGCAGAGAAGGAAGCGGAGCUUAUAAGAAUGAAAUCAAGUUACAGUCACACGCACUCAAUAUUUGAUUUUAGUCGAGAUAGAACCGGAGAAGUUGAAAGACUUCGAGCAGCUCAAUUACAGGCUGAGAAAUUGUUAGAAGCAAGAGAACAAAGUCACCGUCAACAAGUUUUACGUUUAGAAAAUCAGAUACAACUACUGCGGGAACAACUUAAUCAAGAAAUAAAACGUCGACAAUUAUACGUCUUACGAAGUUCAAGAGCUGGCCGAGAAAUGCAACAAUUAAGGCAGGCCUUAGGCGAUUCUUUGAGAACUGUAGCGCAAGAUCCAUCAUUAGAUGCAGUGUUAUUAGAACAUGAAGCUCGGAAAUUAGAUUCUACUCUGACAAGUACUACCAGUUUACCGCCAUCAUUAGCUUUACCUCCACCACCGUCUUACGAUAGAUCUUCCACACCAGCACAGCUGAAAUAAGGUGUAAUAUUGUUUCAGACUGAAUCAGAUGUUGAAACUGCCAAUGUAUGUUCAAUGAUAUUUACAAGACAA